Molecule: messenger RNA, 1266 nt
Organism: Fusarium sp. VM40
Lineage: Eukaryota; Fungi; Ascomycota; Sordariomycetes; Hypocreales; Nectriaceae
Source: the annotation of a GenBank genome assembly
AUGGUAUCCACAUCCUGGAAUCCCCAAGCAGGGGCUGAACUCAAGUUCAAAAAUGCCCUCCAGAGCAUCAAGGGGCUGACUCAGAAAGCUACUGAGCUCGCUCCUGGGUCCAAUCCCACCAAGGAGAAAGAGUUCCUACUUAAUGCUAGAGAUAUCCAAGCCUAUCUAAGCGCUGCCAUUGCACUUCCUGCGACCGAGAGCGACUUUUCUCGUACAUUCAUCUCGAAAUCCUCGUCUGGAAAAAUUGAUGAUAUCGACGAUGGUGUAGUUCCGUUCCUGCAGAAAACGACAAAAGAAGUACAGAACAGAUGUCUAAAGUUUCGUGAUAGCGACUUGAGCGAAAUGGUCAACGUCGCAAGCGAUGUAAAGGCAUUUGCCUUGCAAGCCCAAAAGUACCUUAGUGAAAGUGGUAGGAUCAGUAUCAAAGCAAAACUGAAAAUCAUCUAUGAUCCGACAUACAAAGACGGCACCUCUGAUGACAAGAUGAAAGAUGCAAUUGCAUCAAUUAAAAUUGUCCUCGACAGUUUAGCCACAAACUCCAGGCUGAAGGAAGAGAGAAUUGGCAAGUCUGUAAAAAAGAUAGAAACAUUUCUACUAGGUACCAGAGGCGAUCACACCAACGUGCAGUUUAUUCAACAACUGUUUUGGACUGGCCCCGUUGUUAAUGUUACAACCAAGAAGGAAAUCAAAGAUCAUCACGGCAUAAAGGUCGAAAGCUACUCCAAGUACCUCGAUGCUGAGUACACUCGAAUCUCUCAGGUUGUACAACAGAAAAUCAAAGAUAAGGAGGAAGAGUUGCGUGAUGAAAGGUUAAAACUUGGGCUUUGGAUUGGCGUUGGGUGGGUCGUGUUUCCAAUUUGGGGACUAGUUCUUCCUGCUACGAUUGCCACCCAAGUCGAUAUCGCCAAGGAACUUGAUGACCUAAUGAGGCAAAGCAAAUCUGCCUCUAAGGAGGCUGCAGAGAUACAGAACCUAAUCGGAACGACCGCCACGAUGGAAAAACAAUUCAGCCUUCUCCUAAAGGGUAUGGAGAAGGCACUAGCAGCUCUUAAAGAGCUGCAGACCAUGUUCGACAGCCAAGCUCAUUCAUUCGAUGCGGCUGCCACGUCGUGCACUGACGCCUUGGAUGCUCUCGACAAGUCAUGGGCCACACGCAAGGAAUGGCUCGAGGAAUGGGUUGACACUACGACCGAGGAAUGGCAACAUAUUGCAGAAGCUAUCCAAAAGUUCAUGGAUUACAAAGACAUAACAAUUGCCCCGGCCUGA